Molecule: messenger RNA, 6718 nt
Organism: Manis pentadactyla (Chinese pangolin)
Lineage: Eukaryota; Metazoa; Chordata; Mammalia; Pholidota; Manidae
Gene: NFATC1
Product: nuclear factor of activated T cells 1
Exons: 10
Coding region: 343-3120 (925 amino acids)
Biological process (GO): calcineurin-NFAT signaling cascade; regulation of transcription by RNA polymerase II; cytokine production
Cellular component (GO): transcription regulator complex
Molecular function (GO): DNA-binding transcription factor activity, RNA polymerase II-specific; transcription factor binding; RNA polymerase II cis-regulatory region sequence-specific DNA binding
Source: RefSeq, a predicted model, not a curated record
AAAAAGGCAGGAGGCGCAGCUCGGCCCUGCGUCAGAGCCAGACUUGGAGAGUCGGAACUUGCCGGCACAGUCACCGCCAGGUCGGGGCGCCGGCGCGGGGACAGGGGCGCGGGCACACCCUCCGAGCCCCACCGCCGCCACCCCGCUUGGGUGCCCGGGCGGCGUCCGGCCGCCCCGCGCACACACGCCCCCAAAGACAUUUCCGCGGGGCGCGCGGCGCUGAGCCCGGGCCGGCGCGCGUCCGCGGGGAGAGGUCUGCCUCCGGGACACCCGGCCGGGGCGGCGGUGCCCGCCCCGCUCCUCCCGCCGUGCCCGCUCCUCCUCCUGCUCCCCGCCGCGUGGAUGCCAAGUACCAGUUUUCCAGUCCCUUCCAAGUUUCCGCUCGGCCCUCCGGCUGCAGUCUGCGGGAGCGGAGAAACUUUGGGGCCCGCGCCGCCCGCCCGCGGCACCAUGAAGUCUGCGGAGGAAGAGCACUGUGGCUAUGUGCCCAACGUCGCUUCCGGGCUGCCUCUCAGCACCGCACACCCCUCACUGGUGGCUCCAUGCCACGACCUGCAGUCCUCGGCCCCAGGCAUCUCUGCUAUGGCAGCAGCCAGUCACCCCCCUGGGUACGGAGGGGCUGUGGACGGCGGCUACUUCCUCCCAUCUGGCCACAGCAGGCCCAGCGGAGCACCCGCCCUGGAGAGCCCCCGCAUUGAGAUCACCUCGUACCUGGGGCUGCAGCACAGCCCUGGCCCCUUCCUGCACGACGUGGACGUGGAGGACGCUCUGCCCAGCUCUAGGCGGCCCCCGUCCACUGCCACCUUGACGCUGCCCCCCUUGGAGGCCUACCGCGACCCCUCGUGCCUGAGCCCGGCCAGCAGCCUGUCCUCGCGCAGCUGCAACUCCGAAGCCUCGUCCUACGAGUCCGGCUUCUCCUACCCAUACGCGUCCCCGCAGACCUCCCCGUGGCAGUCCCCCUGUGUGUCCCCCAGGACCACAGACCCAGAGGAGGGCUUUCCCCGGGGCCUGGGCGCCUGCAGCCUGCUCGGCUCCCCGAGGCACUCACCCUCCACGUCGCCCCGAACCAGCAUCACGGAGGAGAGCUGGCUGGGGGCCCGCACCUCCCGGCCCUCAUCCCCCUGCAACAAGAGGAAGCAUGGCCUCAAUGGCCGGCAGCCGCCCGGCUCCCCCCACCCCUCGCCCACGCCGUCCCCUCACGGCUCACCACGGGUCAGCGUCACUGACGACACCUGGCUGGGUAACACCACACAGUACACCAGCUCAGCUAUCGUGGCCGCCAUCAACGCGCUGAGCACGGACAGCAGCCUGGAGCUGGGCGACGGCGUCCCCGUCAAGGCCCGCAAGACCGCCCUGGACCACUCGCCCUCGGUGGCCCUCAAGGUGGAGCCGACCAGCGAGGACCUGGGGGCCACGCCACCCUCGCCUGACUUCCUGCCCGAGGAGUUCCCGUCCUUCCAGCAGGUCCGCAAGGGCACCUUCUGCGACCAGUACCUGUCGGUGCCCCAGCACCCGUACCAGUGGGCCAGGCCCAGGUCCCCGACGUCCUAUGCCAGCCCCUCGCUGCCGGCCCUCGACUGGCAGCUGCCGUCGCACUCGGGACCCUACGAGCUGAGGAUCGAAGUGCAGCCCAAGUCCCACCACAGAGCCCACUACGAGACAGAGGGAAGCCGCGGGGCUGUGAAGGCGUCAGCCGGAGGACACCCCAGCGUGCAGCUGCAUGGCUACUUGGAGACCGAGCCGCUCACGCUGCAGCUGUUCAUCGGGACAGCGGACGACCGCCUGCUGAGACCUCACGCCUUCUACCAGGUCCACCGGAUCACGGGGAAGACUGUGUCCACCACCAGUCACGAAGCCAUCCUGUCCAACACCAAAGUCCUGGAAAUUCCACUCCUGCCGGAAAAUAACAUGCGAGCAAUCAUCGACUGCGCCGGUAUCCUGAAGCUACGGAACUCGGACAUCGAGCUGCGCAAGGGGGAGACGGACAUCGGGAGGAAGAACACGCGUGUGCGGCUGGUGUUCAGGGUGCACAUCCCGCAGCCCGGCGGCCGCGUGCUGUCGCUCCAGGCGGCCUCGAACCCCAUCGAGUGCUCCCAGCGGUCAGCCCAGGAACUGCCCCUCGUGGAGAAGCAGAGUGCGGCCAGCUGCCCUGUCCUCGGCGGGAAGAAGAUGGUCCUGUCUGGCCACAACUUCCUGCAGGACUCCAAGGUCAUUUUUGUGGAGAAAGCGCCAGACGGUCACCACAUCUGGGAGAUGGAGGCAAAAACCGACCGUGACCUGUGCAAGCCAAACUCACUGGUGGUGGAGAUCCCGCCUUUUCGCAACCAGAGAAUAACCAGCCCCGUCCAAGUCAGUUUCUACGUCUGCAACGGGAAGAGGAAGAGAAGCCAGUACCAGCACUUCACCUACCUUCCUGCCAACGUUCCAAUCAUAAAGACGGAGCCCACAGAUGAGUUCGAACCUGCCCUGACCUGUGGACCGGCCAGCCAGGGCCUCAGCCCACUCGCGAAGCCGCGCUACAGCCAGCAGCUGGCCGUGCCGCCCGCCCCGGGCUCCUGCCUGGUGGCCGGCUUCCCGCCCUGUCCACAGAGAAGCACCAUGAUGUCCCCACUGCCCUGUGCCAGCCCGGAGCUCCACGACCUCUCCUCUGCUGCCUACAGCAAGGACCUGGCCAGCCCAGGCUGUGGCCACCUCGGACUUCAGCGGCCAACCGGAGGGAUCCUCACAGCUCAGGAGACGCCGAGACCUGUGGGCGUGCACCCCGGCUCCCCCCAGCAGCCGCCGCCUGCCCUUCUGCAGCCACAGGUGAGUCCCCAGCCGAGCAGCAGUGUGGGCCGCCGGCCGGCGCUCUCUCCCGACAGCCCCCCUCCAACACCACCUGGCGCCCAGGAGCCGACCUGCUCGCAGUCUUGCAGCCCGGCCCGUCCGUCCGUGCUGGGCCGCCCGCAGCAGCAAGUGCCGGAGGUCCCGAGGAGCGAGUCUGCAGCCGCCCGGCCACUGCCGCUGCCCGAGGUGCGUGAGGACAGUACUCAUAGCCUGGCCCCCAUGCCCGUAACGGUCAAGCGAGAGCCUCAAGACUUGGACCAGCUGUACCUGGAUGACGGUAACAGUCAAGAGUAGGAAGAAUGACACCACAGCUUCGAAGUGCACGGAGUUGUUCCUGAACGAGCCUGUUGGCAUGAAAUGAUCCUAGGAAAGUCUGAGCUCAUGUGCAUGGGUUCUGAUGUAUGCCCUGUGCUGGUCCAUUUACGGGACUGUUGGACGGGAAUGCUUCUGACUGAUAGUUCGAAAGCAGGGUUUCUGUGCUUUAUCCAAACCAGCCGCGCAGCUCACCAGCUGCCCUAUGAGCAGUGGGUUCACAGAGGUCGCCUUCGUCCCUUUGCUCUACUCCUCCUGGGAAGCCCAUGAACCCCUUCAGCUUCCUGGUCGUCUUUUCCUUUCCAAGACUCACACAAUGUGCACUACUGUUUCCUUAAAAUGAAAAUGUUCCUUUUACCAAAAACAUUUGUCUUCAUUAAUCCUCUUCCCGAAGAGCCAUUUUACUGAAAGUACCGUGCUCUGCAGCCACACCAAGGGAGCAGUGAGGAGUGAGUGGUGACCGAGCUAGAAUGUCCACGUACUUACCCACCUUGCAGAGAGGGGUCACAGGCCUGUGUGUGGUGUGGUCGGUACCACUGCUCUGAAGUGCACCUCACACGUGGCAGCUUCCUAUGCACACAUACACUGCUUGCAGGCACAUCCCCGUAAGGAGCGUUCUCCAAAUGACUUAAAACUCUCCUGUCAGAAUUACCUCUUUUCCUCCAUCUGUCAACAGUGCUCCUCCGCACACAGGCACUUCCCUGUCUCCACCUUCACCUUCUGCCCCACUCACCAAAGUAAAAGACUGUGAACACAGAACUUCUCCAACACAAGUGAUGUAUCUUGAAAAACAGGUAAAGAAAAAGAAAGAGGAGGAGGCGAAAGAGGAGGGGACUCUGGCAGUCUAGAUCCUUGAAGGGCACUCACACUACCAGGCGAUCAGUUUCUGUGUAAGACGAUCUUCCAUGCCAGUGUUGGGCCUGGGGACGCACGGGAUGUCUUGAGGGCCCCCAAGCCCAGGAAACCCUUCUGAGCUGGAUCCUGGGGACGGAACUCCAGGAGGAAAGCAUGAAAAGCAGGGUUGCCCCUGGAGAACUUGACAGUAUCAGAGCUGCCCUACAUGUGGAGGCGGGGAGGGCAGGCCUCAGGCCCCUGGCCCAGCAGGUGGAGUGAACUCCAAACCACUGCCUGCAGGAAUUCAGAAGUGUCCCCACCCUGCACCAUAGCAAAUGUCCCCAGAACUCCUUCAGAUUAACGUCAACCAAAUACGAGCUCACAGAGACCACUGGCCAUGAAAGGAAACACACUCCGGUAAGAAUCAUAGGAACAAACAGAACAAAUUCAGACCCACAAAUUCACAUGACCAAUUCAGAACCUUAGAAAUUAGGUUUGAACUAUUAAAUAAAAAAGAUAAAAUUACAAAAAAUGAGCAAGUAAAAAGAGACUAUAAAUGAACAGGCAUAUUUGAAAAAUAUCCAAAUAGAACUUUCAUAAAUGAAAAAUACAACUUUGAAGUGAAGUCUUAAAAGGUGAGUCAGACAGAUUGCACACAGAUGAAGAGACAUUAACAACCUGGAGGCUGUAUUUAAAGAAAUUCCCAGAAUGUGAACAGAGAAAAGGAAAGGAAAAAAGUAUAUUAAAAAAAAUUAGAGAUGAAUUAUAGGAUGAGAAGGUUUGACAAAUAUCUCUUCAGAGUUCUGAGAGACUGAAAAGAAGAAGAAAUACUUAAAAUGGAAAGCUUGCUUGAGAAUUUUCAAGAAAGAACUCAUAAAAGUCAUGAAUCCACAAAACAUAUUCCACACGGAAUAAGGAAACGAAGCCCACCCUUAGAUGCAGGUCAACCCUUCCGUGCUUGACCACCCCUGCACACCCCUUUCUCUGCCGGAAACGUCACUGCCGCCGCCUUUCUGCACAAGUUGCCCCCUCUCUGCAUGUCCCUGACAGUGCACCCCCAGUAGCCCCAGGCGUCUGUUGCACUGGCCCAGCCCUCCCACUCACUUGCCAAGUCUGUUCUGUGGCCAGACAACUCAGACCACAGAUUCCAAGGGAAUCCACGGCCUCUCCCCACAGUGUUCCCUCUGCUUCCCUUCUCCUUGAUGUGCCAUCUCCCAGGGGCCAUUUUUGACUCCUUGUCUCACUAACCUGCCCACGAAGUGACAACACCUAUUGGGUAUAACUCAGAAAUUCUCCCUUUGACCACUGCCUUCUAUGGAGAUAACCUCAGAACUGGGAUACCUCUAGGUUCUCUCUGCCCUUAGCUGCAGCAUGGUCUAGAGCACACAUCAGAUAAGCUCAUACAUUUACUCAGUAACUUUUCACGACUACACACUGCCUACAAGAGGGGUUCUCAAACCUUGCUACACAUCAGAAUAACCUGGUGAGCAAAACUAUGCUCAGGUCCCAUCCAAAACCAAUUAAAUCAGAAUUUUGAGGGGGUGAGACAGUGGUUCCAGGGAUCAUUCAAACAUCCUAAUCGUGUUCCUUACAUUUUUGCCCCAAAGGAUUCUAUUAAAACCUCAGACAUGGCGGUCCUUAUGCCUAGAAUGCCCAUUUCCUCAAGUCAAAAUCCUACUCAUUGUCUUCUCCCAGGUAGGAUGUAGCAGGUAGAAACCAGCCAUUGCUUAUGCUGCAACUUGGGGGAAAAAAUGGAUAAUUUGCAUAUAUCAUGCAAAAGACAGUGAAGCGCUCUGUAAAGUCAGAAGACUGAAAAAAGGAAAAUUCCAGAGAGGAAGAGCUGUUCCGAGAUAAACCACCAUCCGUGGCCCCUUCCUCCCUAAGGCGUUCGGUGAGUCGGCGCAGCCUGAGCACGAGCUAGACAAAGAUGAGAGACUUGGCCAGAGUGGGGACCACCCACCUGUGUGCGCUGGGGGGACACCUGGGGAUGGAGGAGCCCCGAGAGCAGAGCUGCUUCUCCUCACAGGACAUUGGCUCAGUGCGAGGAAGUGUGCAGGUCCUGGGAACAUGGCCGAGCUUACAGGACAGCAUGAAAUCUCCUGCACUUUGAGGUGAUUAAUAAACUCCCACUAGAAGGACCUGCAGCAGCACAUAGGGUCUCAUUCUUGAAAAUUUGAAAACAGAAGGACUGGACCAGGUCCCAGACCCCAACACAGCUGUGCCCCCAAUCGGUUCUUGAUUGGCAGCGCUUCGUGCUGUGUGCCAGCUGAAGGGAGGCGGCCGAUCUCCCUCUGUACUUUCUAUAUACAGGAGGUCUGCCUACUGAUACAAAUGAUUGCAACAGCUCCACCAUUUUUGCAGAAGUCCAGGGGAGAGCACUGGACCUGGCUGGCCUGGGCAGAGGUGACAAAGGGGACCAAGAAGCGAGUCCCGAGAACCUUGCUGGGACAGCGCCUGGGAGGCAAGAGGGCUGUCUGCGGCACUGUGGAUCGGUGAGAUGAAGGGCUGUGGGUGAAACUGUAACAUUUCCAGAGUGUUUCGCCUGGCUUUGGUGCAUCUGCACGUCCUCAGGGGUGGAGAGAAGUUCAUCUCCACGUCAGUGGGUAAUUACCUGGGCCACCGAGGGUGUGUCUGAACCUGAGAGGUUAAGAGAAGGGGCUGGCUGGCUGGCUUGCUUCUUUUGGAGCAGAGGAGAGAGAAGGCCCUGGACUGCAGUUUGUAAGCAAUAAAAGGGUUUUAAACUUUA